GUAGAUUCUUCCUCUCCAGGCGUCGUGAAUGCUUCUCCUGUACCUGACGUGAUUGCCAAGAUCUUCACCGCUUCGGAGGAGCUCGCCGAGGUAGUGCUCGAACCGCAUCAGGAAGCCUCCUACAUGCCGACGUUUCCUGCGAAGUUUUUCCUGUACUGUGAUUUUCCUGCCAAAGAGGGAGGCGAAUCUGCUGUCACCGACAUGAGGGCC
This is a messenger RNA of Amoebophrya sp. A25, 210 nucleotides long. Lineage: Eukaryota; Dinophyceae; Syndiniales; Amoebophryaceae. The record is from the annotation of a GenBank genome assembly.